Medioppia subpectinata is the source of this 555-nucleotide messenger RNA. The record is from the annotation of a GenBank genome assembly. Lineage: Eukaryota; Metazoa; Arthropoda; Arachnida; Sarcoptiformes; Oppiidae.
AUGGCUCUAUUGACACAACCGGACAAAGUGUACGAUAUAUUGCGGACACUAGUGAUGGGCACCGGAGGGAAACCGAUCACCGCUAAGAUCAGAGUUUUGCCAUCCAUUGAGCAGACGUUGAGUUUAGUGAAAAUGAUUGAGUCCGCGGGCGUCACAGCUCUGGCCAUUCACGGCAGGACUCAAUGCGAGCGACCGAAGGACCCGAACCGUAACCACUAUAUCGAGGCCAUCGCCCGAACCGCGAAUAUACCAGUGAUAGCCAACGGCGGUUCCGAUGAGAUCGGUGUCCACGCGGACAUCAAACGGUUCCGAGAGAGCACUGGCUGUUCAUCUGUGAUGAUAGCGCGCGCGGCGCAGAAGAAUUGCUCAGUAUUUAUGGUCAGAGAUGAGUUGCUACCGAUGGACGAAGUGAUCAAACAAUACCUCGAGUUAUGCAUCGAUUACGACAAUCACGUGUCGAACACAAAAUAUGUGAUCCAACAGAUGUUGGGCUCACUCCAGGACACGGAUAGGGGUCGGACUGUAUUGGGCGCCCAAUCCCUGCGCACGAUCUGC